Messenger RNA from Ylistrum balloti, 447 nucleotides. RefSeq names its product pre-mRNA 3'-end-processing factor FIP1-like. NCBI's taxonomy places the organism in Eukaryota, Metazoa, Mollusca, Bivalvia, Pectinida, Pectinidae. Bases 1 to 447 code for a protein of 148 amino acids. The record is from RefSeq and is a predicted model, not a curated record. The transcript is spliced from 2 exons.
AUGCUUCAGCUGAGGCAUACAAAGACACAGACAGGAGACACACAGACAAAAACAGGAGACAAAGACAGCACAGACAGGAGACACAUAGACAAAGACAAGAGACAAAGACAGACACAGGAGACACAGGAGACACACAGACACACUGAGACAGGAGACACACAGGCAGACAGACAGGAGAAACACAGGCAGACAGACAGGAGACACACAGAUAGACACAGAAAGGAAAUACACAGACACACAGACAGGAGACACGCAGACACACAGACAGGAGACACGCAGACACACACAGACAGGAGACACACAGACACACAGACAGGAGACACGCAGACACACAGACAGGAGACACACAGACACACAGACAGGAGACACACAGACACAUGGAGACAGGAGACACACAGGCAGACAGAGACAGGAGACACACAGAUAGACACAGAAAGGAAACAUUAG